AUGCCUUUCGUUAUUCGUGAACGAAAGGAUAUUGUCGAUUUAAGACCUAUCCGACGAGAUAGCCCUAAAAUUCAUGGCUAUCGAUGGAAAAUGAUAGCCCUAUUGGAAUUGAAUGAAGAAGGCUAUUAUGUUUUACCAUUCUCUCGAAGAGUGGUUGAUGUUGGCCUUCUUCCUUGGCCUCGAGUGCCUGGUGUUAUUCCACCAGAUGGAUAUACAGAUUGUGGCUGCAUAGGUUGUGAAAAUAAAUCCUAUGCAGACCACAUUCUUAAGGAUCUGGACGAGGAAGAUGAUCCUACGUCAGGGAAUCUACACUUGGAGGAAGUGUAUGUGGACUCUGAUGACGACGAUGACACUAUCGUCAUGUCACCAGCAUCAUCAACAUCAUCGCAUGCGAAUGAUGUUGAUAUGAGCGAUUCUGAAUCCUUAUCAUCAGCACUACGUAAUGAUUGUCGGAUCAUUGAUAGUAAUGAUGAUGAUGAUGAUGAUGAUGAUGAUGAUAAAGAUAGUGAUGAUAUGGAUGAGAAUGAGAGAUCUGAAUCUUCGUCAUCACACGAUGAUGGCGAUGAUAAUGAUGAUGAUGAUGAUGAUGAUGAUAAGGAUAUAGUCUCAACUCGGUCAUAUUCGCCAUUCGAUUAUGAUCCAUUCGACUCGUACGACUAUGAAUGUUAA
Messenger RNA from Rotaria socialis, 669 nucleotides. NCBI's taxonomy places the organism in Eukaryota, Metazoa, Rotifera, Eurotatoria, Philodinida, Philodinidae. The record is from the annotation of a GenBank genome assembly.